Molecule: messenger RNA, 1496 nt
Organism: Salvia miltiorrhiza (redroot sage)
Lineage: Eukaryota; Viridiplantae; Streptophyta; Magnoliopsida; Lamiales; Lamiaceae
Product: ultraviolet-B receptor UVR8
Exons: 8
Coding region: 1-1191 (396 amino acids)
Source: RefSeq, a predicted model, not a curated record
AUGGAAAAAGAAGAGACAAGGGUAGAAGAAGACGAGGAGCAACAACAAGAAAUAUGGAGUUGGGGGGCGGGCACCGACGGACAGCUAGCAACGGGCAGCCUUCAAGAUGAGCAUAGCCCACGAUUCAUUCGCUCCCUCUCAGCCUAUGGACCUAUCGUUUAUCUCUCUUGCGGAGGCGCCCAUGUAAUCGCUCUCACUUCCGGUGGAAGAGUGCUGACGUGGGGCAGGGGAACUUCUGGUCAAUUGGGCCAUGGCGAGAGUGUAAGCAAUUUGCAAGCAAACAUAGUCAAAGCAUUGGAAGGUUUCGUUAUCACUCAUGUUUCUGCUGGCUGGAGUCACUCUGGAUUUGUCUCAGAGACUGGUGCCAUUUUCACCUGUGGGGAUGGCUCAUUUGGUCAACUUGGUCAUGGCGAUUACGAUUCACAAUGUUAUCCUAGAGAAGUUUCCUAUUUCGCUUCCAAGCCGGUCGAGCAAGUUGCUUGUGGAAUGCGCCACACGUUGGUGUUGCUUAGAGGUAAUGUGGAAAUUUCUAUUUAUGGAUUUGGGUCCGGAAAGCGUGGCCAGCUGGGUAUUUCUAUGGACAAAGUCAAGUCGACUAGUCUUCCUCAGAUUACCAGGGGGUUGGAGAAUCUUAAAAUCGUUAGUAUUGAUGCAAAUGGAGAUCAUAGCUCAGCAUUAUCUGCUGAUGGAAGCCUAUACACAUGGGGAAGAGGGUUCGGUUGUGCUUCAGACACGUACAUUCCAUGCUUCUCUGAUGUAGCUUUUCCUAUCAGCAAGGUCGCUCUAGGAUGGAAUCAUGCCCUACUAUCAACAAGAGAAGGCGAUGUAUUCAUGCUUGGUGGUGAUCGGCAUGGAGUGCUUAGUGAUCUCCAGAAUAGUCCCUCAACAACUGAUGUACGUGGAAAGUCGAAGGAAAACAUCAGGCAGAUAGUUCCUGGUCCUCCGAAUGUGAAAGCCGUACAGAUUGCUGCAGGAGCAGAACACUCCGCCUUGAUAACAGCUAAUGGAUCGAUAAUGACAUGGGGUUGGGGAGAACAUGGACAACUUGGUUUAGGAGAUACAAACGACCAAACUUCCCCACAGGUGGUGGCCUUAGGCCGGAAGACUACUUGUAGCCAUGCUACUCCAAGAGUGUACUGCGGCAGUGGCUUCUCCUUCGUUUUGAUGACAAGGAUGUCAACUUUUGGCUGAGAUAAUGGAAAUUUGAAAAAAUCCAACCUCAACUUGGAUGAUGGAAGAUAGAGCUUUUGCUUGAAUAAACUGGUUUUAUAUCAACGAUCGAUAUAAUUGUAUCACUACUAGAAUUUGCUGUUGGCUCCUAGCCUGCUGAUUAUGUGCCCAAGACUCAUCUAUAUAUAUAUAUAUAUAUAUAUAUAUAUAUAUAUAUAUAUAUAUAUAUAAAAGCACAAUCACUCUAAAAAUAGGAAGUUGUAUUUUUCCUUCAAAAAUCACCUUAUUAUUUUUAGAAAUAAUUAAUAUAUAUAUUUUUAAUUUUA